UGCACCAUAUAUUUUUCGCACCUUAUCACCGUCUUCAUCAUUUACAGUGCACGAGAAAGAGGAAUGAAAAAGUGUAUUGACCACUUUCCUGAACUAUGUAUCUUUACAUCCAUUAUAUAUAUAUAUAUAUAUACACACAUAUAUGUAUAAUGUGUAGAUACAUAGAGAUAAAAGUCUGGGUUCUGCUUGGGUUCCACCAAAACCAUGGAUAUUUGGGAUUCUUGUAGUUGUAAUACUGGUGUCAUCACUUUCUGUUCUUCUGACAGUUUUAGUGAUUGCAGUUGCUUCAAUUCAUCAUUCUCAGAUGCUUUGUCUCUUUCCUUUUCUGCUUUUCAAUGUCUCAAUUCCACCAUUUUCUUGAAGGAGGAAGGAAUUAAUUAAUUGAUCACCCUUCUGAAUUCUGCCUGUUUUUUUUUUCUUGGUUGUUUACUGUAAUCCAUACCCUUCUCUCUCUUUUCCCUUAAAGUUUGAAACUUUGUGGCAUUUGUUUGCAAGAAUGCUGUGUUCUUCCUUAUCUGGGUUGAUUCAUCACCCAGCCACGAUGGGUUCUUUGGAGAAUUUAUGCAGGUGUGGUUUUGAUGGUCGUCUUGGAUGUUGGAUUGGGAAUGAAAAACAACACAAGAAGAGGAAGCUGAGCAUUUCUCCUUGGAGUGCUUCUGCUCUUGCUGAAACCCGAAAUUCGUCUCGAGCUGAGCUCUAUGCAGAGGUUUUGAAAGAUGCUAGGGAGAAGUUUACCCGGGAGGUAUCUUUGCGAACGAAGGAUAAAGAAAUAUCCCUAGCAAAGGCUUUGCUUUAUGUUGGUGCCGAAGAUGAGGUGUUCAUGGCUUUCAACCGGGAGAAGGAUGCUUAUGCGGUCCAAAGUGAAAGUACUGCUCUGAUACCGUCCUAUACUCCAGAUUGGCGACACGUGGAGGCCAUGCCUCUUGCCGGGAAAAGUAUGAAUCGGUGGUUGGGCGAGCUGGAUGCGAUUGCAAGAGAAGUCGAGGCAGAGCUAGUUUCACGAGAAAUCGGGUGCCAUUUGAGCGAGGUUUUGGAAGCGGUGAACGUAGUCCUUUUCGAGUUGAGAGGUUUCAAAAGGUCACAUGUAUUGGUAGAUUCCAAAGGUUUAUACCUGCACUCGGUAUUAGCCUCGGGAUCUUGCAGUGCGAUUUUGCUCAGUAUUGUUUAUAUUGAGGUUUGUCGAAGACUUAAUCUAACUGUUUUGGGAUCCCGAGUUGGGGAAGAGUUUUUAAUAUGGCCCCAGACAGGAAACCCCGAGGAGCUAUUCAAGAUUACUUGCGGGCACAGUUUGUUUGGCAUUGUUAACGGGAAGUGUGUGGAGGACCCUCGAUCGAAGGCCUCGGACAUAAAUAGCAAUUCACUUCUAGGACUCGAGGUUGCAACGAACCGGGAUAUAAUUGGACUCGCUUUAGCCAAUUUGAUUAGGUUUCAUUGGAAACGUGCUUCGAGAGCAAAUCAUGGUCUGAUGCUGACUUCUCCGCUUAGAUCUGUUCGUGAUGCUGAUGAAAGAUCUAGCAAGAGCGACGCUUCAAAUGUCCCCUUGUUACGACCUCAAGAUCUGAGGCUGGCUAUUAUGGCAUCCGAAAGAUUACUUAUUCUGCAGCCACACAAUUGGGCUCUGAGACGAGACUAUGGCAUGAUGUUGUACUAUAGUAGGGAAUACGAGGCAGCUGUACAGGAGCUUAGCAUCUGCAUGGCCUUCGCUCCAGAAGAGGAAGCGGAAGUUUUGGAGCCAUUCGUCGAGAAGUUACAUCUCUUGCGCCUUGAAUCCUCGUGGAAGUCCCGGGGACAUAAAGGUCGGCUUACAGUUCCUUGACAGCGCUGAUCAUAUCGCGGUUUUCUGACAUGUUAAGCUUUCAGCGAGGCGUAGAACUGUAGAAGUAGGCUUUCUGGUUUCUGUAAAUACUUCUUCCUGUAGACCAUGUUGGAGCCAUAAUGUCCAUGAGACAAAGAUGUAUGUACAAGUAGAUGAGAUGAAGCUUAAAAUGGUGUCAGAUCAUAAUGUUAAUUCUCAGUUUCAUGGGAUGAAAUAGCCAUUGUAAAUGACCUUUUAAAGGGAAUUUCUUGUAUAGUUCUCA
Ipomoea nil (Japanese morning glory) is the source of this 2078-nucleotide messenger RNA. RefSeq lists its product as uncharacterized. Lineage: Eukaryota; Viridiplantae; Streptophyta; Magnoliopsida; Solanales; Convolvulaceae. Bases 497 to 1816 code for a protein of 439 amino acids. The record is from RefSeq and is a predicted model, not a curated record. The transcript is spliced from 9 exons.